AUGGAGGACGAACUGGACUUUUGCCAGUCGGGCUUCGACCUGAACUCCCUCACAGUCCCCCGUCUCCGCUCUAUCCUCGUUAACCACGAUAUUCCCUACCCUGCCUCAGCGAAAAAAGCUCAACUGAUCCGCAUUCUGGAAGAUGAGGUCCUCCCGCAAGCAAGAAAGCUCCUGCGAGAUCGCGAACGUGUGAGGAGAACAAGCGCAGGCAUCACCGAUAUGAGCAGUCGCUCCACUUCCGUCGCCAGUGAUGAUGAGGAAGAACGCGAUUCCAUGCCUCCACCGCGGACGCCAUCGACGGUAGCAUCGACAACCCGACGCGGCGGCACACGACGAAGUACUCGCGCAUCGACCGCGGAUACUGACGAAAAUCUGGCACCGGCUACACCUGCAACUGCUACGAAGCGACGAAGCGCCGUUCCGCGCUCAGUGGGUAAGCACCCACGUGCCUCCGACACGGAAACCGGCGACGACACUCUGGCAACUCCCGUUGUGGCUGUUAAUCCUUCCCCGCGCAAGUCUACAGCAAGGAAGAUACGGCGUAGUGAGGCACCGGUACUUCCUUCCACAGAGAUCGAUGAAACUACACCUGUGAAGGCGGAGCCCCGGGAAGAAAAUCCCUUCACGGACGACAAUCCCUUCCAAAGCGGAAGUCCCUCUGAUAGCCUGCGGGACAGGACUUCGAGUUAUGAUGGGAAGCGAAAGAGUGGCGGGCGAUUGUCUACGGAUAGUCCGGCGAAGAGCGGCUUGCGGUCUAGGAAGUCGGCUACUCCCACCAAUUUCAAGCAGGAAAAUGGAAUCAAGGCCCCCACGAGAGCUUCAUUCGACUUUGCCUCUCGCUUGCAGCCUCCCCAGGAAGAACCCGAGGAAUCUGAAGAAGAGGAGGAAGAGGAAUAUGAGGAGAACGAAGUUGGUAUCAGUGAAGAGUUCACUCCAGAAGAACAGCUUGCCAUGGAGACGGAGCAAUACGCGCCACUCACACAAGUCCGUAAGCGCAAGCAGAAGCAGGGCUCCACCAGCAUCAUCGCCUCGUGGCUCGUGAUUCUUAGUAUUCUUGGAAGCUUCGGUGCUUGGUGGCGCAAAGAGAAGAUUGAGAUUGGUUUCUGCGGUCUUGGAAAACCCACCUGGUCCCUAGCAGAGACCAAUGUCCCAGAAUGGGCCAAUGUUUUGGAGCCACAUUGCGAACCAUGCCCGCCUCAUGCCUUCUGUUACCCGGAAUUUGAGGCUCGUUGCGAGCACGAUUUCCUUCUUAAGCCACACCCUCUCUCGUUGGGAGGAAUCAUUCCACUUCCCCCAACCUGUGAAGCCGAUAGCGAGAAGGCACGCCGUGUCAAAGCUGUCGCCGACAAGGCUGUGGAAGAGCUUCGUGAUAGACGGGCUAAGUGGGAAUGUGGUCAACUCCAGGAAGAUGGAAAGGACGCGUCUCCUGAAAUUCCCGAACCCAAGCUCAAGGAGGAAGUUGCGAAGAUGCGCCGCAAGGGCCUCAGUGACACCGAAUUCGAUGACCUCUGGAAAGGAGCUAUUGGUGAAAUUCUUGAUAAGGACGAAGUUAUCAGUAAAACUGAGCUACAUUCCGCCGUCCUCGUCCUCACAUCAACAUCCAUUGCCCGACUCCCACUCACUUGCGCCGCCCGCCGUUACGUCCGACUCGCUCUCCUCGCGUAUCGACUCCCUCUUUCACUUCUAGUUGUGGGCCUCGUGGGUCUAGCUUAUGCUCGUGCUCUGGUUCUUGCCCGCCGCAAAGACAUCGCUCGUCUGCACUCCACGCACGCGGGGGGAGCAAUGGAGCCUUACAUCCCCAUCGGUCAGAUGCGGGACGAUGUUCUCCGUUCUGAGUUACACGGAAAACGGCGUGAAGAACUAUGGCGCCGCGUGCAGCGCAUUGUGGAGGGCAACGCUAACGUCCGAGCCGCCGUACGCGAAAGCCGUAGCGGUGAUGUUGCGCGGUCUUGGGAGUGGAUUGGCGGUAUAGGAGGUGUUGGGGCGUCCGGCGACGAGCUCGAAGGUAGCGCCCGUCGUAACAGUGCCCGGUUUUCCUUGUCUUCUCCCUCCAGUAACGUCGAUGCGGGCCAUCACACGCCUUCCGACGCCAAGGAAGAAUCUGCAGCAAGCCCUAGACAAUCACGCCGUUGGAACGAAGGCCGUGCAAUCUACUAA
This is a messenger RNA of Penicillium cosmopolitanum, 2157 nucleotides long. Its product is annotated as putative sister chromatid separation protein (Src1). Lineage: Eukaryota; Fungi; Ascomycota; Eurotiomycetes; Eurotiales; Aspergillaceae. The record is from RefSeq and is a predicted model, not a curated record. Gene Ontology annotation, cellular component: nuclear inner membrane. The transcript has 3 exons. Gene Ontology annotation, molecular function: chromatin binding. The coding region runs from base 1 to 2157 and encodes 718 amino acids.